Siniperca chuatsi (mandarin fish) is the source of this 1218-nucleotide messenger RNA. It is a transcript of the gene dhrs9, whose product is annotated as dehydrogenase/reductase (SDR family) member 9. Lineage: Eukaryota; Metazoa; Chordata; Actinopteri; Centrarchiformes; Sinipercidae. The coding region runs from base 119 to 1123 and encodes 334 amino acids. The transcript has 5 exons. The record is from RefSeq and is a predicted model, not a curated record. Gene Ontology annotation, molecular function: oxidoreductase activity.
AGAAGGACAGCUAAAUUCACCGGAAGUUACAUUACAGUAACGCCAAAAGAAGUAGAAAGCUAAAACAAACGAAGUUUGAAUCCACCAUCUCGGUUUUUCUUCACCCUGCUGCUCUGCUAUGCGACACUGGUUCAUGUACGGGCCGCAGAAAAUAUACAUAAAAAUGUUCCUGUAUGUCCUCGGACUGGUGCCUCUCUGGUUCACCUACCGCUGGUACAAGGAAAGCAAAAAAGUGCCAAACAAGGAAGAUAAGUAUGUCUACAUCACUGGCUGUGACACUGGGUUUGGUAAUCUCCUCGCGAGACACCUGGACAAGCUGGGCUUCCCUGUGAUCGCAGGCUGUUACACCGAGAAGGGUGAGGAUGAGCUGAAGAAGAUCGCCUCCGACAGACUGACGACCGUUCACCUGGAUGUCACCGACUCUGAAAGUGUCGGCAAAGCAACAGCUCUCAUCAAGACGUUGGUUGGACAGAACGGCCUGUGGGCUGUUGUGAACAACGCUGGAGUCGCUCUGCCAUCUGGUCCCACUGACUGGCUCACUAUAGAGGAUUACAAGGCUAUGCUAGCUGUCAAUCUGUGCGGUGUGAUCGAUGUAACACUGAGCGUCCUCCCUCACAUCAAGAAGGCUAGAGGCAGAGUGGUGAACGUCGCCAGCGUGUUUGGGAGAAUCAGCCCGUUCGGUGGACCCUACUGCGUGUCCAAGUAUGGAGUGGAGUCUUUCAAUGACAGUCUGCGGUUAACCAUGGCACCAUUUGGAGUCAAGGUGGCAUGCAUUGAGCCAGGCUUCUUCAAAACAAAUGUGACUGAUACAAUGAUAAUGAAAAAUAACCUGAGGAAGCUCUGGGAAAGACUACCUCAUGAUGUGAAAGAGGACUAUGGACAAGGUUUCUUGGAGACAUCUCUUGAAAAGUUGGAUGAAAGGUUUAAGCAGUUGACUGACGCGGACCUGAUGAAGGUGGUCUGCUGUAUGGAGCACGCCGUCUCGGCCGUUUAUCCUCGCACUCGCUACUCUGCUGGAUGGGACGCAAAGUUCUUCUGGUUGCCUCUGUCGUACAUGCCAACCUGCAUCUCUGAUAGACUUUUCCUCAAAGAUGGCGUCAAACCAAAAGUCUCUGCAAUGUAGUUUCUGUCAAAUCAGCUAUUGGAGAAAAAUGUGAAGAUAACUUAUUUGUCUUUUCCUUUUACUGCAUUAAAUAUUAAAUAAAACAUAAAAGUUGA